GGGGCGGGAACGCGCGAUGGGCAAGUGGAGCAUUGGGCGAAAGCCGGGCCGCGCACUCGGACUCCUGCUGCUGGUGAUCGUGGGUUUCCUGGUGCUCCGCAGGUCGGAUUGGUAUAAUCUGAUCCCUGCAUGGCUAAGACACCGGCAGUCAGGGCUGCAGGCCAACGGCCAAUACUUCAUGCUGGAGGACUCCACUUUCUGGAUCUUUGGGGGCUCCAUGCACUAUUUCCGGGUGCCCAAGGAGUACUGGAGGGACCGCUUGCUGAAGAUGAAAGCCUGUGGCUUGAAUACCCUCACCACCUAUGUUCCAUGGAAUCUCCAUGAACCAGAAAGAGGCAAAUUUGACUUCUCUGGGAACCUGGACCUGGAGGCCUUUGUGCUGAUGGCUGCGGAGAUCGGGCUGUGGGUGAUUCUGCGUCCAGGCCCUUAUAUCUGCAGUGAGAUUGACCUCGGGGGCUUGCCCAGCUGGUUACUCCAAGAUUCUGGCAUGAGGCUGAGAACAACUUACAAGGGCUUCACGGAAGCAGUGGACCUUUAUUUUGAUCACCUGAUGUCCAGGGUGGUGCCACUCCAGUAUAAGCAUGGAGGCCCCAUCAUUGCUGUGCAGGUGGAGAAUGAAUAUGGUUCCUAUAACAAAGACCCCGCCUAUAUGCCUUACAUCAAGAAAGCCUUGGAGGACCGAGGUAUUGUGGAAUUGCUGUUGACUUCCGACAACAAGGAUGGCCUGCAAAAGGGAGUCAUGGAUGGAGUGCUGGCCACCAUCAACUUGCAGUCACACCAUGAACUGCAGUUAUUAACCAACUUUCUCUUAAGUGUGCAGAGGGUUCAGCCCAAGAUGGUGAUGGAGUACUGGACAGGAUGGUUUGACUCGUGGGGAGGCCCACACAACAUCCUGGAUUCUUCUGAGGUUCUAAAAACAGUGUCUGCCAUCCUCGAUGCUGGCUCCUCCAUCAACCUCUACAUGUUCCAUGGAGGUACCAACUUUGGCUUCAUAAAUGGAGCCAUGCACUUUCAUGAAUACAAAUCUGAUGUCACCAGCUAUGACUAUGAUGCAGUGCUGACAGAGGCUGGGGAUUACACAGCCAAGUACUUCAAGCUCCGAGGUUUCUUUGGCUCUAUCUCAGGUGUCCCUCUUCCUCCCCAACCUGACCUUCUUCCCAAGACUGCGUAUGAGCCCUUGAGACCGUAUUUAUACCUGUCACUGUGGGAUGCCCUGAAGUACAUGGAGGAGCCAGUCAAUUCUGAAAAACCAGUCAAUAUGGAAAACCUGCCAGUAAAUAAUGGAAAUGGACAGUCCUUUGGGUACACUCUGUAUGAGACCACCAUUGCUUCAUCGGGCAUCCUUAGUGGUCUUGUGCGUGACCGGGGACAGGUAUUUGUGAACACAGUGUCUGUAGGAUUCUUGGACUAUGAAAGGAAGAAGAUUGUUAUUCCCUUGAUCCAGGGUUACACCAGGCUGCGGAUCUUGGUGGAGAAUCGCGGGCGAGUCAACUACGGGAAUAACAUUGAUGACCAGCGCAAAGGUUUAAUUGGAAAUAUCUAUCUGAAUGAUUCUCCCCUGAAAAAAUUCAGAAUCUACAGCCUGGAUAUGAAAAAGAGCUUCUUUCAGAGGUUCAGCGUUGACAAGUGGAGCCCUAUCCCUGAAGUACCUACGUUCCCUGCUUUCUUUUUGGGUGCCUUGUCAAUUUCCCUUUCCCCUUUUGACACCUUCAUGAAGCUGGAGGUUUGUAUCUCCUCCCUGCCUGGGUUCUCCAGUCUUCCCUCAGAGAGCUCUGAACCCAAGCCCUGUACCUGCUCUUGCUGGAGCCCUCUAUACCAUCUGCACGGAGAGAUUCUCUGUGUUGGCCUCUCUGAAGGGCCUCUGGGGCCUUCCUUGGGUGGGGGAGUGGACUCAGAGCAGAAGAACCACCGGGUGGUACUUCUCAGGGUCCAGGUGUGCACUUGGGUACCUUGCUGAGGAGGCUCAAAGCUAGUGGAUUCAGGAGAUAGAAUACCCAUGUGUUAACCUCAUGAGUGUUGAAAUAUUCAUUCACACUGAUAUCUUAGAAGCUGA
Molecule: messenger RNA, 2053 nt
Organism: Lontra canadensis (Northern American river otter)
Lineage: Eukaryota; Metazoa; Chordata; Mammalia; Carnivora; Mustelidae
Product: beta-galactosidase-1-like protein 2
Exons: 17
Coding region: 17-1957 (646 amino acids)
Biological process (GO): carbohydrate metabolic process
Cellular component (GO): vacuole
Molecular function (GO): beta-galactosidase activity
Source: RefSeq, a predicted model, not a curated record